Melampsora larici-populina 98AG31 is the source of this 804-nucleotide messenger RNA. RefSeq lists its product as uncharacterized. Gene Ontology annotation, cellular component: membrane. The transcript is spliced from 6 exons. NCBI's taxonomy places the organism in Eukaryota, Fungi, Basidiomycota, Pucciniomycetes, Pucciniales, Melampsoraceae. The record is from RefSeq and is a predicted model, not a curated record. Gene Ontology annotation, biological process: transmembrane transport; regulation of peptide transport. Bases 1 to 804 code for a protein of 267 amino acids. Gene Ontology annotation, molecular function: transmembrane transporter activity.
AUGAAAUGGUAUUUCCAGGCUCCAGCACGCUCGGUAACUCGCGCGUUUUCGAUACCAGAAAGACCUCUGAACACCGAAGAAGUAGCUAGGCUGGCAUCCUCCUUUGUUUGUCUAUGGUUUGCAGCCAAUUGGUCAGUCAAUGCGGCACUCGGCUACACAUCCGUCUCCAGUACCACCAUCCUAUCGUCUAUGAGUGGAUUCUUCACCCUAGGGUGUGGUGUGAUGUUCGGGGUCGAAAAGUUUAGCCUUGGUCGCUUGAUCGCUGUGGGAGCAAGCGUAAUCGGAGUUGUGUUGGUCUCAAAGUCCGAUCAUGAGAUGGCAAACGCUCAUGGCACCUCUCACAGCGGUCAAGCUGUUUUGGGCGAUGCUCUUGCAUUGUCUUCGGCUGCAUUAUAUGCACUAUAUGUACUUUUGAUGAAGGUCAAAGUGAAAGAUGAAUCGCGUGUAGAUAUGCAACUUUUCUUCGGCUUUGUUGGAGUGAUUUGUCUUCUGGGCUUUUGGCCAAUGGGGUUUAUCCUCCAUCUUGCUGGCAUAGAGCCAUUCGUGCUUCCCGGCUCCCGAAAACUUUGGCUAUCAGUCGCCAUCAACGCAAUGAUUACUUUUGUUUCCGACUACCUAUAUAUGCUUGCGAUGCUCAAGACCUCGCCAUUGGUUGUUACCCUGGGACUUUCACUUACAUUGCCUGUGGCGGUCUUGGGUGAUCUGAUCAAAGGACUAUCACUCCAGCUUACUGCUCUUGUCGGUGCUGCCCUCGUGUUGAGCUCAUUUGUACUCCUUAGUAUGGUGGAGGAACACGAUCAAUAG